Messenger RNA from Tremella mesenterica DSM 1558, 1158 nucleotides. RefSeq lists its product as uncharacterized. The transcript has a single exon. NCBI's taxonomy places the organism in Eukaryota, Fungi, Basidiomycota, Tremellomycetes, Tremellales, Tremellaceae. The record is from RefSeq and is a predicted model, not a curated record. The coding region runs from base 1 to 1158 and encodes 385 amino acids.
AUGUCAGAGCAGGAAACAGCAGGACCUUCACGCUGCCCCUCGAACCAGGCUCGGUCACUUGAAAUGAAUGUGUCAAAUCUUCCUUCAGAUGACUCUCCGCGGAGCUUUGAUGAUUUCCUUGAUUCUUUAAUGCUACCCGAUACUUUAUCUGAGCUGAAAGAUGGCCACAAUCUGAGUAAGACUGAUCCUAUCCACUGGGAAACACUGAAACAGGCCGUUCUUCAAACGUCAACUUUGCCUUUGGAAGAUCUACCACAUGCUCUGUAUACCGGAGUGCCUGGUAAAAAAUCGAAUGAUCCAUCGUCUGACAUCUUGACACUUUUGAACACGAUGGAAAACGCCAUACUGAAUAGCUUACAGACUACAGCACCGGACAGUACUCGUACUAAUGUUGGAGACGCUCCUGCUCAAGAGUUCCAUUUCGAUCAACAUUCCUUGGCUUCAUCAGUCGGACCAGAUAGAAAUCACUUCAAGAAAAACAAACGUAGAGGAGGAGAUAUCCUACCGAAACGGACCAGCUUGGUCAUUGGUCCGGCAGACGGCGCAAAGUCCCAAGCCUCGACAGAAGUUAGCCAAGAGUGGCGUAAACCGGGAGGAAAAAAGAGUAAACCAUUCAGGCCCAAAGGUUGUGAGUGUCUGCAGGCAACAGCAAGCGGGCAAGAUUAUUUGAUAACAGUCAAUAACACCCUCAGACUCAACUUAACCGUACAUCUAACAGCAAAAGUCCAUAUUGGAACAAUUUCGAAGUCACAUAUCAUGGAAUGGAGAACAAGAAUUUCUACCAAUUCACCAAGGUUGUGUGUAGGCACUACGGAUUUUGAUGCAUUGCAAGAGCAUGUACAGGAAAAUUGGUGCCAAAUCUGGCACUUCAAUAACAGUCGAUACCGCGCGAAAAAGAUGAGUAUUCUUGGCAAGAUGCUGACUACAAGAAAAGAAGCUGAUGGCACCGCUGAAGAAUUCUGCACUGACCUUGUAACAAGUACCAUGCUGGCCCAAUUACGAAUGAGCUGUCUCAAGUGGGCCGGUGAUCAUCAUCUGUACGACCCACAAUAUAAGUCGGUGAAGGAAACUCUUGCAUUUACUGUAAAGAGUCAAGUUGAGGAGAUACUUGUUUGCACGGCUCAGGAUGGAUCUGACCAUGAAGGAAGUAUCUGUUGA